This is a messenger RNA of Penicillium daleae, 951 nucleotides long. Its product is annotated as SDR family oxidoreductase. The transcript is spliced from 5 exons. Gene Ontology annotation, cellular component: cytosol. Bases 1 to 951 code for a protein of 316 amino acids. Lineage: Eukaryota; Fungi; Ascomycota; Eurotiomycetes; Eurotiales; Aspergillaceae. Gene Ontology annotation, molecular function: oxidoreductase activity. The record is from RefSeq and is a predicted model, not a curated record.
AUGAGCAUAUUCCGAACCUGUGGUAGAUCAAUCCAAUUCCUCCAACAGCUAUCCCACCACCUCCCCGCACCGUCGACCUCAGCAAGGACCAAGACUCCCUUCAAUCUAGCCGUUCAACCCGCGAUUAUCCGACGAACCAUGGCGUCCGCAAUGGCCAAGCGCCUCGAAGGCAAGACUAUCCUCGUCACUGGUGCUUCUUCCGGUAUUGGCAAGAGCACUGCCAAGGAGUUUGCGCGCUCCUCGCCCAACAACCUCAAGAUCAUCGUGACUGCGCGCCGUCUUGAAGCGCUGAAUGAGCUCGCGGCGGAAAUUAAGGCGGAGGUCGGCGAGGGCGUCAAGGUUCUCCCCGUGAAGCUGGAUGUCAGCAACCCGGAGGAAAUCAAGAACUUUGUUCCAUCUCUGCCCGCCGAGUUCAAGGAGAUUGAUGUGCUUGUCAACAAUGCUGGCCUCGUCAAGGGUGUUGCGCAGGCUCCCGAUAUCGCGACCGAAGAUAUGAGCAUCAUGUUCAACACCAACGUCACCGGUCUGAUCAACAUGACUCAGGCCAUCCUGCCUAUCUUCAAGAAGCGCGACGAGGGCGGCCGCGGUGAUAUCAUCAACAUUGGAAGUAUCGCUGGUCGUGAGCCCUACGCCGGUGGCGCCAUUUACUGCGCCACCAAGGCUGCCGUUCGCUCUUUCACCGACUCGCUGCGCAAGGAGCUCAUCGCGACGAGAAUCCGUGUCAUUGAGAUCGACCCCGGUCAAGUUGAGACUGAAUUCUCCGUCGUGCGAUUCUAUGGUGAUAAGUCCAAGGCCGACGCUGUCUACAAGGGUGUUGAGCCUCUUACCGGCGACGACAUUGCCGAAGUUGUCGUCUUCGCUGCCAGCCGUCGUGAGAACGUCGUCAUUGCCGAUACCCUAGUCUUCCCUAGCCACCAGGCCGCCGCUGGUGUUAUGCACCGCAAGUCCUGA